Mucor velutinosus is the source of this 462-nucleotide messenger RNA. RefSeq names its product Histone acetyltransferase. The record is from RefSeq and is a predicted model, not a curated record. The coding region runs from base 1 to 462 and encodes 153 amino acids. Gene Ontology annotation, cellular component: mitochondrion; ribosome. Gene Ontology annotation, biological process: translation. The transcript has a single exon. Gene Ontology annotation, molecular function: structural constituent of ribosome. Lineage: Eukaryota; Fungi; Mucoromycota; Mucoromycetes; Mucorales; Mucoraceae.
AUGCCUCGUGUACAUGAUCUUUGUGCCAGAAUACAAAAUGGUUUCCGUGCCAGACUUCAGACCAUUGCGAUACCCGAGACAAAGAUGAACUUGGCUGUUUCCAACAUUCUCUACAAAGAAGGCUUCUUAUCAUCCGUCACUCGCGGAAAUCACAUUGGACCUGAUCAAGCAUACACUGCCACCACAAACGAAAAUGUCGCCACCAGACGUCUUUGGCUCAACCUCAAAUACAAGGAAAACAAUCCUGCCUUGUCUCAAUUAUCUCUCAUCAGCAAGCCUUCCAAGAAGGUUCAUUUUACAGUCAACGAAUUGAAAAAUGUUGCAAGCGGUAGAAGAGCUCAAUUCAUCAAGCCUCUUCAACCUGGAGAAAUCGCUAUUGUCAACACAAAUCGUGGUGUUUUAGAGAUUCAAGAAGCAAUUGAGAAGAAUGUGGGCGGUGAGCUCCUCUGUCGUGCUUCAUAA